This is a messenger RNA of Oncorhynchus nerka (sockeye salmon), 4247 nucleotides long. RefSeq names its product dnaJ homolog subfamily C member 5-like. The record is from RefSeq and is a predicted model, not a curated record. The transcript is spliced from 5 exons. NCBI's taxonomy places the organism in Eukaryota, Metazoa, Chordata, Actinopteri, Salmoniformes, Salmonidae. The coding region runs from base 2974 to 3558 and encodes 194 amino acids.
CAACAAGUUACGCUAUUGGCUAGACGUCCAGGGCGAUCCCCUGAUACUGAUUUGAGCAGUCGUUCACCGACGGCGCGGAUCUCCACAAGGGUUUUCCAGCACAAUGGGGUUUGCCCUAGAGCAGUCCACAUCAUUGCAUGUGAUUACCUUUUCUGCGUGAGUCAUCCAGUUGUAGCUACUUGAGAAGUGGGACUCCAGUUUUCAAUGUGAGGCUAUGGUGGAAUUGAGUACACUUCCAGUAUACAAAAGUAAUGUUUUUUAAUGAUCUGUUUAUAAAAGCUAUAGGGUGUCUGAUAGCUCAGACUAAUAUAAUAAGUCAAGAAUAGGCUACUUACAUUUGAAAUGACUUGUAUCGAUCUUUACUGACCAUCCUACCUUCAUUGAUAGCCUGGCUAGCUAUGCACACGUUGGCACAUGUAACCUUUAUUUAACUAGGCAAUUCGAUUAUUUACAAUGACGGCCUACACCAGUCAAACCCGGACGACGCUGGGCCAAUUGUGCACCGUAAAUCCCAAUCACACCCGGUUGUGAUACAGCCUGCAUUCGAAUCAGUGUAUCUUUAGUUACGCCUCUAGCACUGACAUGACAUGGAAUACAAGGAAUGGAGUGGAAUAUUAGCUAAACAGACUGGCAACCACCCACUGGGCACACACUGGUUGAAUCAACAUUGUUUCCACGCCAUUUCAACUGACGCAGUAGGAAGGAGAACUUCCAACAAAUGCAUCUGUGAGAGAGAGAACAGAACUCAUACUCCGCCUGUCCUGCAUCAAUGUCAGACUGACCUAUAUCCAUUACUAACACCUAUUACCUGCAGACAGUGGCUAUUGUCCGGUAGGUCUCUAUUGUCAAAUCGUGUGAGUAGUAGGCUAGACCUAAAUAAUACCUUCUUUCCGUGAAGUCAAGGAACAAACCAUUCCAUUCCAGAAUUCUCCCCUGAAAACACUGUUCUAAGAACCACCUCUACAUACAUUCUUAUUCAACUUUCCUUUCUGUCUUAUGCAGGAGAACUGGGGGCUGAGCUGUACCAUGGCAACAGUCAGGCUGAAUGCCAGUUGAGGGGCAUAAUGAGUACCCCUCUGGCCUCUCCUCCACUACAUCCCUCCCUCCCUCUCUUCUACGGCACUCUCAAUGCAAUUCCACACAAUCACACUCCUUGGGAGGUCCUGCGUCUUUUCCAGGCAACUGAAGCAACAGUGUGCCAAAUCACUCCACCAGCCAGUCACUCACCCUCAGCGAAGACUAGGCACAUGAUAGUAGAACCCCAUAUUAACCUUAGCAAAGGACAAGCCAAUCCAGACCCAUUACAUUAGACUAGAUGUCGACUGGUGACGUUCUAACGGGUCAGAAUGACUGGGCCUAGCUGUGGUGAUUAAUAAACUACAUUUUUCAUACACAUUUCAAAAAGUGUAGUUGAGGUUGGUGUUUAUUUGGUAUUUUUUACAAAGUGUUUUCAACAAACCACUCGACCACUCUAAAAUGACAUGCGUGUGUGCAUGCAUGUGUGUGUAUGUGUACACACUCCCAUGAGUGUGACUGUCUGUGGGAAAGGGAAAAGGAAAACAUUUGUUAAUUAAUUCCUCCAACAGUUCCUUUAUAGCACACACAUAUUGGUCCCUGGGCAGAAAUGCUCAGCUGCAUCAGGCACUCGGCAAGCCCAGGGGGCACGGACUAUAGAGCAUGGAGUCCAGGGACAGGUUAGCCGCAUACCUGCUGAUUCCCCAAGCAGCUACAAGUAUCUUGUUGCAAUCCCCCCACACCUCCCACCCCUCCUCCUUUGUCUGUGACAGCCUUUAGGGAACCAGAGGAGUCGCUAGCGCUAAUUGAUGAUACAGUGGGCACCUCUGGAUAAGAUCAACUGACUAUUGGCAAAAAGUGGCAUUCCUUAUAUAACAUGUUUAGAUGUAAUAAGUCCACACGUUUAAUUUGACUAGACUUGAACAAUAAAUAUGACUGUUUUUUAUCAGGAAAUUAACCUUCAAUAAAAUUUUAAUCCAAUCCUUCAUGCCAAUCUGUGGUUUUCUAUGGACUUUCAAUAAACAAUCAAUUACAACUGUGAUAUGCCACUCCUUGAAAGAAUCACUGGUCUGAUAACUUUACCUUAUCUAAAUUAUUAUCUAAAUUAUUAGAUAUCAAAUCAAAUUGCAUUGGUCACAUACACAUAAUUAGGUGAUGAUAUUGCGGAUGUAGUGAAAUGCUUGUAAAACAACAAACGUUCUGGGCUAAUAAUGUAAAAAAGAACACCCCAAAAAAACAAUAUACUGCAAAGUUACUUCGUGAACUAGAACCAGAGCUGCCAUUGUCUGUCGGCGCCAUCUUGCCUUUUACUAUUGCUAUCAUUAGUCUUUAUAUACACUGAGCUGAGGUGAAAACUAUUUAUAUUGUUACGGUAAACUUUGAGUCCACCUGCACACCCUUUAUGGAGCUACGUUUUUACCUCUGGUCAUGUUCAUCUGUAAAAUCUGCAUUUAUGUAUCGCCAUCUUGUGGAAAAAGAGUAUUCAUGCAGGAUAACAUUUAUUUUUCUUCUAUGUUCCAGUAGGUGGUGCUCUUGUGUCACUGAAUACAGAGGUCUUGUGAAAACCAUGGUGGAAACCUAUCGAACCUACUGAACAGAUAGUAUACUAAACAGCACAACAUUACGUUAAAAAUGUUACCUUAUCUUUCACCAUCCUCUCAGACAGUCAUCACCAGUUGACACCAUUUCUAUUCCACCCAAACACCUCCGUAUCCUGCAGUAUAGUAGACUUACAUCCGAGUCCCCUUUAAACUCCAACUCAACAUCCAGGUAACAAUGUUAAGGCCACUGGCUGCGAGGCCUGCUGAAAUGUGAGCCCAUGACUAUCUGCCUGUAUGUUUUAUUCAUCUCAUCCACAGAGUAGACACCUGACUCCACUGACCUGUCUGUCUCUCCCAGGGACGACUGGAGCACUGGAGCUGACGGCCUGGACAGAGGAACAGGUAAUGGUGAGAAAAGAUGUCAGAGCAAAGGCAACGUUCCCUGUCCACCUCAGGAGAGACCCUCUAUCUAGUCCUGGGCCUCGACAAGACUUCUACACCGGAUGACAUCAAGAAGUCCUACAGAAAACUUGCUUUGAAAUAUCAUCCAGACAAGAACCCAGAGAACCCGAACGCCACAGAUAAAUUCAAGGAGCUCAACAAUGCCCACUCCGUGCUGUCAGAUGCCUCCAAGAGGAACAUCUACGACAGCUAUGGCUCUCUCGGUCUGUACGUGGCACAGCAGUUUGGAGAGGAGAACGUCAAUGCUUAUUUCAUGCUCUCCAGUUGGUGGGCAAAGGGUCUGUUUGCGGUCUGCGGCGUGCUAACAGGCUGCUACUUCUGCUGCUGCCUGUGCUGCUGUUUCAACUGCUGCUGUGGGAAGUGUAAACCCAAAACUCCUGGAGAGGAGGACCCCGACACCUACGUGUCCCCUGAAGACCUGGAGGAGCAGAUCCGCACAGACAUGGAGACAGACGCUGACGACGUCCCCAUAAUACAGCAGCCAACCAAUGCAAGCGAGAGGACCGGGUUGAUUGGUGACGGACGACGGGCCUAUACCUAACACAACUAAGAAGAAAGACCGGAGGACUGGUGAUGUCAUAGGGAUUCCAGAACUGGCUUUAAAUACCUGUAUUUGAGGAUUUGUUAUUUGAAUACUUAUUUCGAUAUAUUUUAGUAUUUUCAAAUAAUGUGGCCCGAAUCACUUACAACUAAGUAUUUGAAAGUGUUUUCAAAUAAUUUCCUAUAAAUAGCCUACUAUUUAACUUGUUUCAAAAACUAUUUUCCAAUACAUUACAUUACAUUUACAUUUAAGUCAUUUAGCAGACGCUCUUAUCCAGAAUACCUGGGUUAAAUGCAUGGUAGUGUAUUUGAGUCAUUUGAGUCUGUAUUUUCAAAUACAUUCCAAUAUUCAACUACUUGUCUUUUCAAAUAAAACAUAUCUACUUACUUCCAAAUGUAUUUUAAAGUAAUUUAAAUACCCUAAAUAGUAUUUGAACCCAGGAUCUGAGGGGAUUCAUUCAUUGACCUGGUAGAUCCCAAAAGGGUUCCAAUUACAUUCCACCCCUUGACUACACUUUGUAAAUUCUGAAUGAGUGUUAGUUUGUGUGCAUUGUGGUUGUUUGUUAUUUAUUCUGAACAAAAUACAAAGUAUCCCUAGAAUUGUGCAUUUAAAAUUGUGUCUGUGAAAGAAUUGAGAGAUGUCAGUAUUUUGUCAUGUGAGCAAUAAAGACUGCCCUUUUUGAAAUGUUA